UCACCCCCUACCGAUUCCUGAAUCAACCCGUGUCCCUCUCAUCCUCGUCCACACACGAAACCCUAGCUCCCUUCUCCCAAUCUUCACUGCUGCUCUCUUUUCCCCAUCGCCGCCGCCACCCAGAUCCGUGCUCUCGCGCUGCCCAGAUCCACGCACACCGCACGUUGGAAAAGGGCAGGAGAGCCGCCUUCGCCCUCCCCUCGCCCCCUCGCUGGUCCAACCGCCGCGCCCAGUCCCCUGGAUGGGACGACGACGACCGUAGGAGAGGGCCGCUGCUGCUGCUCCUCGGCCUCGUGGCCACGGCCUUGGCUGCUGCUGCUGCGGCGGGCGACAUCUAUGGGGCUCGUCGUGCUGAAGCCGUCGGCCGGAGGCACCGGGGGCUCCUCCUCCAGCGGCGGGCAGGGCUCCGAGGCGCUCUUGCUGGCCAACGCCACGGACGUCAGCCACUUCAGCUUCUUCCGGCGCGGCGCCGCACGCGAGUUCAUCGUCUUCGUCGCCCGCACCGUCGCCCAGCGCACCCUGCCUGGCCAGCGCCAGUCCGUCCAGCACGAAGGUUCCACUUCUCAGUGGAGCGAUGUGCGCGUGCACCUGGCAUUUCUUCUAAAACUCGAGAGUCUCUUGAGGCAAAGCUACACCGCAGGACUGAACCAUACCGUACGCCGGGCAUGGUUGUGCUACUAACUGCCAGGCCACCUGUUGGGGAACAAAGUAAUUUCAAAAUAAAUUUCUACGCA
Messenger RNA from Aegilops tauschii subsp. strangulata, 734 nucleotides. RefSeq lists its product as uncharacterized. Gene Ontology annotation, cellular component: Golgi apparatus. Gene Ontology annotation, molecular function: SNAP receptor activity. NCBI's taxonomy places the organism in Eukaryota, Viridiplantae, Streptophyta, Magnoliopsida, Poales, Poaceae. The record is from RefSeq and is a predicted model, not a curated record. Gene Ontology annotation, biological process: endoplasmic reticulum to Golgi vesicle-mediated transport.